Molecule: messenger RNA, 1054 nt
Organism: Nematolebias whitei (Rio pearlfish)
Lineage: Eukaryota; Metazoa; Chordata; Actinopteri; Cyprinodontiformes; Rivulidae
Gene: hspb8
Product: heat shock protein b8
Exons: 3
Coding region: 180-845 (221 amino acids)
Biological process (GO): cellular response to unfolded protein
Cellular component (GO): protein folding chaperone complex; nucleus; cytoplasm
Molecular function (GO): protein homodimerization activity
Source: RefSeq, a predicted model, not a curated record
AGACUUUCCAGACUCGCAGUUGGAGCUUCCAGGUCAGCAGGUGUUUGCGUAACGGCCAUGCGCUAAACUUACCACAAGUAGACCUACAGGUGCCAAGUUAUCCAUAGAAGCUUCCUCCGCAGGAUUCAACUUGCUUUUUGUCUGCAGAACUUUUCUUCUGGCUCUGAACCCAGCUGGAGAUGGCAGAAGGAGACUUUUACACGACAGGAAACCGGCAGCGGUUUCCCAGAGAUCCAUUCAGAGAAUCUCCGUUCCGGGAUCAGUCUCCGUUCCGGGAUCAGCUGCCAGCUCGGUUUAUGGACGAUGACUUUGGGAUGCCCCACUUCCCGGAAGAUCUGGAGUUAGACUGGCCUGGGUGGGCCCGGCCGGGUCGGCUCAGCACGCGCCUCGGCACGUCGCCCUUUGCCGGCGCUUUACGCACAGGUUUCCCCGCGCGUCAUUCCACUGGGGGCCCAGUCCUGUACACCAGCAGGUAUGGUGAGCCUCCCUCACGGAGCCCCCCGGCGAGCACAGGCGGAGAGCCCUGGAAAGUGUGCGUGAACGUGCACAGCUUCCAACCAGAGGAGCUUCACGUCAAGACCAGGGACGGGUUCGUGGAGGUGUCAGGAAAACACGAAGAGAAACAAGAGGAAGGAGGCAUCGUGACGAAGAAUUUCACGAAAAAGAUCCAGAUCCCCACCGAUGUGGACCCCCUGACAGUCUUUGCCUCCUUGUCACCCGAGGGCGUCCUCAUCAUCGAGGCUCGGCAGACGCCUCCAUAUUAUCUUUUUAGCAGUGAAAGCUGUCAGGGAGGUGAAACGCAGGAAGUGGAGGCCCCCGAGGCCCAGGAGGCCCCUGUGGUCUGAACCAGUGGUCACCAUCCUGAGUUCAACAUGAAGUUUGUAGCCUUUCAUCUUUUUCUUGUUGAAGUUUGGGGAUUAAAAUGUUUAACGUGAAUCACCAGCAUUUUUUUAUUUUUUUAAACUUCCAUGUUAAAGUUACACAAAAGCAGUCCUUCUAGAAACGCCUCUUCCUACCACCAACAUGUAAAGUAUAGUUACUAUUAAGAAACUAA